AUGCCGCGCUCAUGGAAGUCCUCGGACUGGGUUUGCCCAGGUUGCAGGAACUGGAACCUGGGCAAGAACAUGAUGUGCGCCACCUGCAACCACCCGAAGCCAACCAUCAACACCAUGGGUGAGCGGGCCCACGACUUCUACCCCUUGGCCUCGCAGAAGAUGUUUUGCAACGGGCAGAAGAACUGCCCUGAGUGCCAUGCCAUCGUCCACAUGAGCCAUUCCGAGUGCCUCGCCUGCCGCGACCGAAAGAAGAACGCGGCGACGAUCCAGGCUCACCAGGCCUGUGUGGUGACCACCGCCACCGGCAGCAAGGACGCCAUGAGAUCCGACCGCCUCUACGCCUUGAAGGCGCCCGACGAAGUCUUGGCCCUCGAGGGCCCGCGCACGGCCGUCGACGAGCUCGUCGACAAGUACCGGGGUGUGGACGCCUUGGCCAUCAUCGAUGACCUCGAGAAGGUGAAAGCUGGGAAGGAGGCCAUGGACUCCAUGGAGGAGCAGCGCCGCAUCGCCGAGGAAGAGGCCAAGGAGAAGGAGCGCGAGCGGGAGCGGGAGCGAAAGAGGAAGGAGGCCGAGGAGCAGGCAAAGAAGGACUUGGUGACGGCUCAAAGGCAAGCCGCCGCCAUGGAAGCGGAGAGGAAACGAAAGCGCGAGGCUGCCCAGGAUCUGAUUGCCAGCAUGCUCGAUGCGGAGGCCGAGGCAGAGACGAAGGACGCCGAGGGCGGCCCUACCGCGGCAGCGCACGACUCGGCCGCCAGCGACGGCGCCGACGCAAGGCUGGAGAGGAAGGCGAAGCUCCUGAAGCAAGCGGAAGAGCUGAGGCAGAAGCAAGAGCAGAUGAAGCAAAAGCAGGUGGAGGAGGAGGCCGAGAGGCCGCGAGAACAUUCGGGGGAGCACCCAGGAUGCUGCGCGCUCCCUGUCCGGCUCACAGAGACUGCGCCGGCCUCCGAAGGUGACGCUGCCUCCACCAGAGAAGGAAUGGUUGUCAGCUAUCCGUCGGCUGCAGAAGGCAGUGCCUGGAGCUUUUUUACCAUCACCCCCAGGCUACUCUUCAAGAUUCGAGGCUCCAUCGUGCCGCAUUUGUUGCCUCAGCUGCUGGUGAUCGAAGGCAUCUCCGUUGCAGCCGUGCUCCUAGUGGAGGACUAUGCUCCGACGAAUUUUGGGGAGCAGGUCCAGAGCGGUACAGCGGCUGUGACCAUCCUCCUGUCCUUCUUGCUGGUUCUGAAGACGCAGGAGGCUUGCAAGCAGUUCUGGGAAGCUUUGGAUGACUUGACGACGAUGUGCCACUUGCUGCGCAGCAUUUCAAUGACCGUGUGUAGCAUGGUGAAGUGGGAGGCCCAUCCGGAAGUUGCAAACAAUGCCAAGAGGAUUGUGCGGCUACUUGCGCUGUACUACUUAACUGUCGUUGAGUUCUUUCAGCGGACUGGUUCCAAUGCCACCGCCAGCAAGAAGACUCAAGACAGGCUGCGAAGAGAUGUUGCGGCGUUGGCCGGCGACACGGAAUGGACGAUCUUGUAUCCCGGAGAGCACAAGUCUGUUGAGGGCUCGAAGUCCGUACACGACAACACAAGACCCUCCAUCAUCCUAUUCUGGAUAGAGCUGUCCUUGCGAAAGAUACUGGAUCACCAAGCAGUUGAGACUGACAUCAUGGCCUUACUGCUUAGCAAACUGAAUGCUUUGGGCGAAAAGUUCUGGUAUAUGGACAAGAUUGAUAAGACACAAUUCCCAUUUCCAUAUUGCCAGAUCGUGAAGUGGAUCACCUUGGUGUUUCUGGGAUUCCUUCCCUUCGGCUUGGCACAGCUCUGUCGCUGGUGGACCUUGGCUUUCGCGGCAAUGGCCACCAUAGGCUUCUAUGGCUUGGACGAGGUGGCCGAGAUCCUUGAGUCUCCGCUUGGAAACGAUCCAAACGAUCUGGACCUCCGGGCCUAUGGCGAUGCGCUGAUGUCCGACAUGGAACUCAUCUGCCGCUGUAGGGACAUGAACCUGGACUUCGUGUUUAAACCGCAGGAGCACGUCGAUUUCUCGCAACUCUUGACCAGCUUUGACACUAAGAAGAAGUUCCACGAGCGCUUCUCCACGAACCUGAGUGCAGUUGCCUCGAAGCGAGCUCAUUCGAUGAACUCGGAAAUAGAAGUCGAGACAAAGCCUCGGAAGACGACCGUCGUGACCACCGAAGGCCUUCACUCCGUGCUGCCAGGAGCAAUCGCUGAUUGA
Molecule: messenger RNA, 2211 nt
Organism: Symbiodinium necroappetens
Lineage: Eukaryota; Dinophyceae; Suessiales; Symbiodiniaceae
Source: the annotation of a GenBank genome assembly